Messenger RNA from Asterias rubens (European starfish), 3193 nucleotides. Its product is annotated as bactericidal permeability-increasing protein-like. The transcript has 16 exons. Bases 225 to 1715 code for a protein of 496 amino acids. The record is from RefSeq and is a predicted model, not a curated record. Gene Ontology annotation, molecular function: lipid binding. NCBI's taxonomy places the organism in Eukaryota, Metazoa, Echinodermata, Asteroidea, Forcipulatida, Asteriidae.
AAUGUACACCUGUACUUCCUUGUUCCACUUUCAUAUUUCGCAAUCAUUUUACAAACAAGAAGUCCCGGAAAAAACUGAAAUCACACAAAAGAAAAACUGGCUCCAUCAGGUCUAUAAAUCAGUGCGCAGAGAGUUGUUUAUAAAGGAGGCUGCGAAUUUCCUUUGGUUAGUUCAGUACCACCAGGGACCGUCACGUCACAUACAGUCAUUAACUUAAAAAAAUCAUGGCGCUCAACAAACUCAACCUGUUAUUUGUUGUGAUUCUAUCGGUUUAUUUCAGCCCAGCUGUGGAGUCAGUGAAUCCUGGAUUUAAAGGCAGGAUCACCCAAUCGGGACUCGACUAUAUGCGUGAUGUUGGGCUACAGGUUCUGAAAGAGGAAGUACAGCAACUGAAAAUCCCAGAUAUUACCGGCGAUGCGCAUGUACCUGUGGUCGGUCACAUUACCUACACAGUGUCAAACAUUCGCAUCACAAGUUUCUCGAUCCCCCCAACCUUGACCUCGCUGACGACAAAGACUGGAGUAGGUCUGACUCUGGCAGCAACUGGGAUAAGUUUGUCUGCGUGGGGAAACUGGCACUACAGUAACCAUGGAUUCAUUCACAUCAGUGAUAGCGGUUCAUUUGAUGCAUCUGUCUCAAGUACAUCACUCAUGCUCACUUUGAGGAUUGGUGUGGACAACAGUGGGCGCCCUACUAUCUCCAUGACUACCCAAGACUGCUCAUUUAACGCGGGAAAUGUUAGAAUCAAACUUCACGGCGGCGCGAGCUGGCUGUACAAUCUGUUUUCGAAAGAUAUUGCUGGAGUUCUGAAAUCCUCUAUCAACCAACAGACUUGCUCUAUGGUGAUGAAGGAGGUUAAUGAUGAUCUUGAGAUGCAACUGGCUAAGAUUAAAGUUGAGGCACAUUUUGACAAGAAUGCAUGGGUUAAUUAUUCUCUGGUAGCGCCUCCUACGUUCACCGGUCACAUCGAUACCGCCCAUAAGGGUGAGGUGUUUCCUGCCGGCCCAGGCCCACACACCGAGGCCCCUUUUACCGUACCAGUCAUACCGUCAGAUCCCGAUGAAUCACGGCAUAUGUUUCUCUGGAUAACAGACUACAUGUUGGAAACUGCGGGAUACGUGUAUUACAAGGCAGGAGUACUGGCGUACAAUGCUACACAGGACAAGCUACCCCCAGGUUUCAAGUACAAACUCAACACGGACGCGUUGGCCGUGGAACUUCUCCUGCCACAACUGAAUGAGAAGUUUCCCAACAUGCCGAUGCAAGUCAAUGUCAAAGCUAUAGCGCCACCCAUGGUCAGAUUCACCCAACCUCAAAUCAACGCUUCUGUCAACUUACAGAUUGAUGUGUUUGUCAUUAAUAAGGACAAAUCGCUGACUUUUGCGGUGUCCUUGGGUGUGGUCGUGCACGGAUCUGCUUCUCUGGGCUGUGUUGAAAACGCCGCUGGUGGAAGUUCGUUGACAUGGACAGUAAAACUGAGGAAGACUGAUGUCACAUUGAAGCGAUCAGCAAUUGGAAAAAUAGAUACGGAUGGUCUGGCCAUUGGUAUUGAGUUUGCCUGCAACGCUAUGCUUGUUCCCUGGAUUAAUGAAGCAGGAAAGAAAGGCAUGCCCCUGCCGAACGCAGGCAACGUCAAACUUCAGAAACCUGUCAUUCAACAGGGACAGGGCUUCGUGAAACUCGGCACGGACAUUUUGUUCAUCCCAUCUGAGUAAGGUGCUGCCUAGUCAUGUAUGGAUGGAAAAGUGUGAUGCGUGAAUUAAAAGUGGCAUUCUGUGAACUAUAAGUGGUUAAUUAGACUAUAUUAUUCAGAUGAUCAGUGUUAUUAAAGCUCGUCAAUUCAGGUUUUGUUUUGCUGUGUGAGGAAACUUGUGUAAUCCCUAUAGCGCCCUCUAAACACAAUGCGCUCUGAAAAGUAAUGGCAAUAAAAACUUACGUGGUAAGGAGGACAGGCUAUAUCAGCUUUUGAUAGUGUAAAAUGCAUUUUGAGAAACAUUUCACUUUGAAGAACUAUACGGUUAUGGAAAAGGAUUUUUAUCCCAAAACUUAUUCUUCCUGAUUGGACAUGCAAAUUGAGGCAUUGCAUGGUGAGUUAUCAAUAUUAUUUGGUUUGCGGUAUACACACAUCAUGGGGUUACCGCAAACAUAGAGGAUUACAAUAAUCCAAAAACGAAAGGGUUACUUUAACCGUCAUAUAUAAAUAACUAUAAACAAUCUUUCCAUAAAGUUAUUGCUAAUAUUAUACUUUAUAGAUAUAGAACUGCGUGUGACGUAAUAAAAUUAAUAAAUCAUUGUUUCAAAAGUAAGUUAAUUAUCAUAGCUAGAUUUUCAAGAGUGAUCAACCGUGCCAGGGUAAACAAAUAAUAUUUGUUUUAUUUUUAGUUAAUAACACACAGCUCAUCUACCAUGUACCUUUUAAGUAAAUAAAAUCAAAAUAACAUCCAAAGAAUUGUGCUUAUAUUACGGCUGGUGUUCUUCCGUGAAAUUGUGACGUCAUCGUCUGGUACCGAGGCCAGUUGUCUGCACGCACAGAUAAUAUUCUGGAGUUAAGUCUUUUGACGAGAACAAAACUUAUACUCGACUCCCAUUGUUGCUGUGAUGGUGUGUAAAUUUAGCUUUAAAUUGUAUUUUGUUGCUUGCUUAAAAGGUUUACUCCUUUGCUUAUCGCUAAUUCCGUUAAUCGCUAAUCGUAGAUCGAAGCAAUAUAAGUCGCGGCGGCGCGCAUAAUUUAUAUUGAUGUGAAAUUACUUCACAUUUCAGUAUAAACUAAUUUGCAUGAGACUUUUCGUAAAGUGAACAAUUGGCCUAUUGUGUGUAAACGUCUCAAACCAUCACUCGUGGAGUAAAUUAUUGCCAUAAAAUGACUAGAUUUCAUCAAAAUAGAUUAUAAUUCAAUUUCCAUUUUAAUCAUUAGGCAAAUUAAAUCGCUAAGUUAAAAUACGCUGUAAAUAAAUAAUUAUUUUAACCAGGUCACUGGACAAAUUUGUAGUAAUGUAUCGGUCGAUUAGGCCUUCGACCUUUUUAUAUGGCAAGAGUGUGAAAUACUGAAAUUGCAGAACAUUUAAUAAAAUAAUUGGAAUAGGUUUUGAUAAAGCAUACAUUCGUAUAGUGAUUACCUAAUAAAGCUUGUAAAUUUCCUUCGAUAUGGUAUAAUAAAUCUAUAGACGACUACAGUUCUAAUCAUUCCAAUUCA